Cygnus atratus (black swan) is the source of this 9221-nucleotide messenger RNA. It is a transcript of the gene SEC31B, whose product is annotated as SEC31 homolog B, COPII coat complex component. NCBI's taxonomy places the organism in Eukaryota, Metazoa, Chordata, Aves, Anseriformes, Anatidae. Gene Ontology annotation, molecular function: protein binding; structural molecule activity. The transcript has 26 exons. The coding region runs from base 110 to 3724 and encodes 1204 amino acids. Gene Ontology annotation, cellular component: COPII vesicle coat; endoplasmic reticulum exit site. Gene Ontology annotation, biological process: endoplasmic reticulum to Golgi vesicle-mediated transport; COPII-coated vesicle cargo loading; endoplasmic reticulum organization. The record is from RefSeq and is a predicted model, not a curated record.
GGCGGGGCGGGGGCGGCGCCUGUUGGGCUGCCGGCGGCCACCGGCGCGAGGGCUCAGCUCGGCGGGGACGGCCGGGAGCCGGGGAGGGCCCGGCAGCCGAGCCCAGAAAAUGAAGCUAAAGGAGAUUGAGCGAACAGCUGUCCAGGCAUGGAGUCCAGCAAACAACCACCCCAUUUAUCUAGCAACAGGAACAUCUGCCCAGCAACUGGAUGCAUCCUUCAGUACAAAUGCCACCUUGGAAAUAUUUGAGGUUGAUUUCCGGGAUCCCUCCCUGGACAUGAAGCAGAAAGGAACACUUCCUGCCUCAAACAGGUUCCAUAAGCUGAUCUGGGGUAACUUUGGAAAUGGGUCCCCAGAGUCCUCUGGAGUGAUCAUUGGCGGAGGUGAUAAUGGGGUACUGACAAUGUACAGUGCACAUCGGAUCUUGGCUUCGAAGAGCGAGCCUGUAAUUGGGCAGACAGAGAAGCAUUCAGGGCCUGUUCGAGCUCUUGACUUUAACCCUUUUCAGAAUAAUCUCUUGGCUUCUGGAGCCAAUGAUUCUGAAAUUUUCAUCUGGGACUUGAAUAACUUCAGUGUGCCUAUGACUCCAGGGGCUAAAUCACAGCCUCAUGAAGACAUCAGUGUGGUGUCCUGGAAUCGACAAGUGCAGCAUAUCCUGUCCUCUGCUCACCCCAGUGGCAAGGCCGUGGUUUGGGACCUCAGAAAGAAUGAGCCUAUCAUCAAAGUCAGUGACCACAGCAACAGAAUGCAUUGCUCAGGAAUGGCCUGGCACCCAGAAGUUGCAACCCAGCUAGUCCUUUCCUCUGAGGACGACCGCUUGCCAGUGAUCCAAAUAUGGGACUUACGUUUUGCUACCUCGCCUCUGAGCCAGCUGGAAGGGCACGCUAGGGGAGUUCUGUCCGUCUCUUGGUGCCAGGCUGACCCUGAAUUGCUGUUGAGCAGUGCCAAAGACAACCGGAUCUUGUGCUGGAACCCCAGUACAGGGGAGGUGGUUUAUGAGUUACCUAUUCAGAGUCAGUGGUGCUUUGAUGUCCAGUGGUGUCCUAGGAAUCCUUCAAUCUUCUCUGCUGCCACUUUUGAUGGAUGGAUCAACAUUUAUUCUGUUAUGGGUGGGAGCUUAGAAGCUCAGCAGAAGACACAGGCUGACAAGAUCUCUUCCUCCUUCAACAACCUGGAUCCCUUUGGCACAGGACAGAUCCUUCCUCCUUUGCAGGUGCCUGAGCAAGUAGCUCAGACCACUUUGAUUCCACCAUUAAAAAAGCCACCAAAGUGGAUUCGCAGACCUGUGGGCGUUUCAUUUGCAUUUGGAGGAAAACUGAUUACCUUUGGUCUUACCAAAGCUCCUGGGCAGCAAAUGCAGCAGACUUACCCACACCAGGUUUUCAUCAGUCAAGUCACUACUGAAACUGAAUUCCUGCUCCGAUCCAGAGAACUGCAGAUGGCUCUGCAGUCAGGAAAUCUCCUUGAUUACUGCAAGGGCAAGAUCCAGACAGCCAAGUUGCAGUUUGAUGAGAACCUAUGGAACUUCUUGAAGGUGAACCUGGAGCAGGAAUCCAGGACUAAACUCCUCAAGCUGCUGGGCUACAGUAAAGAGGAUCUGCAAAAAAAGAUCGCCUCAUGUUUGAGCAAUGGGAUCCCAGAAAAACAGCCCCUUCCUGAGGCCGAUGAGGCAAACACUGCACAGUCAGAUCAGCUUUUGAUAAAUACCAGUGAUGAUGUAGCUGCUGUUUCCUCCUCUUCAGCCUUUUUUGACAACCUCAUCCCACAGAAUAUGAGCGCAUUGGAGAUUCCUGUCACAGAAGAUACAGAUGGACUCAUCAGCCAAGCUCUGUUGUUGGGGAACUUUGAGGGUGCGGUGGAGCUGUGCAUGCGGGCAGAGCGCUUUGCUGACGCAAUCAUCUUAGCUAUAGCUGGUGGGGAGAACCUCCUAAAGGAGACCCAGAAGCGCUAUUUUGCCAAGCGGAAGACAAAACUCUCCCUGCUGCUGUCCUCCAUUGUGCAGCAGAAGUGGCAAGAUAUCGUUUGCACGUGUGAUCUACAGAGCUGGAAGGAGGCACUGGCCAUCUUGUUAACAUACGCAAAGCAUGAGGACUAUACCCAGCUCUGUGACAUGCUGGGUGCCCGCCUAGAGUCAGAGGGAGAUGCAGCCCUGUCCAAUGAUGCCUGCCUCUGCUAUAUCUCAUCAGGAAAUGUGGAGAGGUUGGUGGAAUGCUGGGUAAAAAACCAUGAGACUUCGUCACCCCUUGCCCUGCAGGAUCUCGUGGAGAAGGUGAUGGUGCUGAGCAGGUCCAUUGAGAUGCUCCGAGGCACAGCAGGACCAGCGCCAGGCCCUGUCUUGGCAGAGCGAAUCACUCAGUAUGCCAGUCUUCUGGCAUCACAAGGAUGCUUGGCAGCCGCAAUGGAUUACCUACCCAACAGCUCUAAAGAGCUCCUGAUCGAACAGCUCCGAGACCGUCUCUUCCACGCUCAAGGAGGGAAUGUGGGUGAUCAGCAGCCACCCCCCUUCCCCUACACUCGUGUCAAUGUAGGUGUCAUUAAACAAACAUCUCCAGCAGCCAAGAGGGGUUCCACCCCUGAAGGAGUGGCCCGCAAAACAGGUCCCAAACAUCCAGAGAAGCCCAGCUAUCAGUCACUUACCCCUUCGGCACCUCCUCAGCCUUCAGUGCCUUCCCUCUUCGCGCCUCAGCCAGUGCCAGCGUUGUCCGUGACACCUCAUCAUGCUGCCGCCCCCCAGGCCAGCGCUGGUCUGCAAACAGGAGUCUAUUCCAGAGGGCCCCCGUACCCACAGUACAACUUGGGCAUGGUUCCAGCGACAGCUUCAGGGCCAGCUCUGUCACAGUCUCCGCCAUACAGCCCAGCGGCAGCCAGACCUGGUGGUCCUGUUUCCUUCCCCAGCCAGCCUCCUCUGUCAGGACAGUCCAUGCCCAUGACACCUCCUGGUGUUCUACCACCUGGACCUGCCCUCUUCACUCCAGCCUCAGUCCCAUCGUCUCAGCUUCCUGCAGCUUCUCCUUUCCCUGCGGCAAGCCAGUCUCCUCUAGGUUUCUCUUCAGCACCGUUCAGCUGCCCCAUGAACAUGGGUUACCCUCAGGGUGGUCCUGGAGCUCCAUCUACUAAGCCCCUGCCAGCAGCCAGCCUUCCUCCUCCUCCCACAGCUCAGGAAUCUUGGACCGAUCCAUCUGUAAGAGGAGGCCUUCAGAAGAAAAAGUUGCCUGAGAAAUUUACUCCUCCAGCCCCCAUCACAGCUCCAGUAAUGAGCCUUCCCACCGAGCCCCAAGGGAUCCAUCCUUCGCUCUCCAGGUUGCAGGAAUCUGGCCAGUCACCUCCAGGAGCACCGAAGGAAGGCAGCCUGCAGUAUCACCAGCUACCUGCGGAGAGAGUUGAGAAGAAGGAGUUGCCUCCUGAGCACCAGGGACUGAAGACCACCUUUGAAGGGCUGGUGCAACGCUGCUCUGCUGUUGCCACUGAUCCAAAAACUCGAAGAAAGCUGGAGGAUGCAUUGCAGCGGCUGGAGACUUUGUACGAGAAGCUCCGCGAGCAGGCGCUCUCUCCAACCAUCCUCAUGGGUCUCCAUGAGAUUGCCCACUGCAUUGAAGCUAGGAACUACCAACAGGGUCUCCUGGUUCACACCCAGGUGGUGAGCAGCAGCAGUUUCAGUGAGGUGUCUGGUUUCAUGCCCAUCCUGAAAGUCCUCAUGACCAUUGCUGGCAAGCUGAAUGUAUAAGGUGCGGAGCAGCUGGUGCAGUGCACAAUGAGAGCUGGUGGACUCCCUCACCUGUCGAUGUGCUGCAGGUUGUGGACUCUCCUUCUGACUCUGGAGAAAUAAGUCUGUGCCAGCGCCUGGAACUGUGCUGAGCCAGCAUGCCUGGCCCCAUUUGCUCUCCAGACAGCCCACUGGACUGUGGGUCUCCUGGAGGCUGUUCUCUCCCUGCUAUUCCCCCAAAGCUACUUUCCAACCCAGGGCUCUCAAUUUCAGGUUUUCCAGGUUACACAGAUUCCCCCCAGAACUGCUCUGUGUAGUCUCCUCUUCCCUGUUCCCCCAGCACAAAGGGGAAACUUCCUCCUUCCCAGGUUGGCGCUGCUUUUCAAUAAGAAACAAACAGGGCUGGCAACCUCGGGCUCUAUUCCCUGCUGCCUCAGUGACAGCUGGGCUCCCUUGGGACCUAAGCUGUGGUGUCCCUGCUCCAUUGGGCUGCAGUCAGGAUCUCUCCUCUGGUUCCUCCUUUAACUUCAUUCUAAUCUUUGACUUACCUCUUGCCCCUCUGUUCCCAUACCUGCUACAACUACGGCUUACUACAAGCCUGCUCUGGGCUAGCUUUGGUUCUCUCUUUCUUCUUCACCCAGCCCUCUCUUCUAGAGGGUAAACAGGAAACCCAACUGUCCCCACACUAUCCAGUAUCCCUUUUCCCCCCAUAAGCUGUAGGCUUGAGCCUUUGUUUCAGACCCAGGACUGGUUUCACCCUUCCAGCUCCUGGGACUCCCAUUCAGGAAUGCUGACAAGUUGGGCUGCUCUGUGUGCUCCUCCCCUGAGCCAGCAGCAUUGUGUGUCUGGGCUAAAAGCUGCGCUGGCUGGCUGGCCUUUUUCACUUCCUUUAUGCUGGCACGGUUGGCUUGUUGCCAGCUGGUGUUAUCUAAAGGCUUCCUACAUUGGGAUUUCUGGGCAGUCUAAGGGCUUUAGAAGCAGCAGAGGUUGUACAGGUCCCUUUAAGUAUCCCCUUGAGCUACUCAGACUGACCUAAACGCAAGCAGGAGGAGACAGCUCGUUGUUCCAAGCGUGGUGUGUUCAUUCUGCCUCUGGCAAUGGGUAUUUGUGAAGGUGGUUCUCAAAGGCCCCUUGGCACCAUGCUGGUAGAAAUGUGCUGCAGGAGGAGGCAUUGUCAGGUCCCAAGGACGUGGCUGUACUGAAGCUUCUCCUUACUGUGGCAUUUCCUCUGGGGUAAAAUAAAUGAAUGAAGCAUAUCUGUCCUGCAGAAGAAAUCUGGGAAGGUAGAUGGGAUUUUAGGGCACAUUUGUGUCUUUCCCUCUGUUCCUCCUCCCUUGUCUUCCUCUCUCAUCCUCUUUCAUGCUAGCUGGGCAGCGCAAUCCUUGGACCCUAGCUGGGAGCGAGGCUUCUUCCCAAUGUUUGGCUGCAGCCAGCCCCUGCUUUCCUCUGCUUGCUGCUUGAGUGGUAAUGCCAUCAUGGGUCUGUGGUUCAGUGACUUACACGGAUCAGCCUGCUCUACCAUGGGACUUAGGAGGGAGGGGAAUCAGAGAAGGGAGGGAGAGGGUAUGUCUCAUCCUCUCCUUUCCAGGUCAAAGUGCCUCCUUGUUGCUGCUGUGUUCUGUUUCUAUUGCUGCACUUUGAUGCACUGAGAGAUUACAGAACAGUGAAAUAAAAGCUGUGUUUUGUGAUGCUUCCAGCUUUUUUCAUAGGCUUGGGCCUAAAGGCAGUUGCCUGUCAUGUCUGGUUACAGGGGGACUUCUCUCAGUCUUCAGGGCCUCCCACUGAGUUCUCAGCUCAAAAAAUAAUGGCAAACCAGAUCAUGGGCUCUGCAGGUGUGGGCAGCAAGCAUCCUGGUUUGAGACUUCAGAUCUUACCUGCUCCACCGGGCUGCAGGAUCAGAGAACUGUUCUUCAAGACACCUUCCUCAGUUGUUACUAUCCUUCCGCAUCACAUACAAGAAGGUCCCUGGGAUGCUGGGGUUCCCCUGGGGAGUCACAGUGGUGUUGGGGAUUUUACACUUGGCAUCAGAAGUUGGAAGGAAGGAAGUAAAGAGAGCCCUUGAUGAGAUCCUUUUCUGUUAGAAGCCAAUGUUAUGCCACUUGAACUAGCAGGAGGAUCUGACCUUCUUUGUGGAAAUCAAAUUUAUACCGUUGAAUUGGCAGUUCUUGCCACCAGUUAAUAACUUCUGAAUCUGUUAGCUGAUUUCACCUAAGUUUUUAAGAAGGUAGGAAGGCUGAGGUGGAACGGUACUGAGAUAAAGAGGGAAGAAUCAAAAACAAAAUAAAAAAUUGUUGCCAGCUGGCUAGCUAUUAUGUUUGUACAGGCCAGCCAGUCAGAAGACAUGAAACUGAAGUACAAAAGACUGUAUUACCUGUCUUGGGAUUGGGAUGACUUGGGAGGAAAUAAAGGUUGAGAAACACUGGUUGGCUGGGGGAAGAUUUGGCCACUGUUGGGAAGGGACCAUGGUUUAUGAGGGUUCUGGGCUAUUAGGGACACAAUACACACAUUCAGGGAAAAACAGCCUUUUUAAAUUCUGCUUGCAGGGGCAAAUGCCAGGUGUAGGGGAGCCUUGCAGUGCUGUGUGAGCAGUUAGCAACCACUGUGGCCUCCUAGCUCUGCUUCAUCGGGGGAGAUGCAAGCUGAUCUUCAAGGGUUGCAUUUGUGUUGUGACCCUUGGAUUCUGCUUUUCUGGAUCUAGUUGUGGUACCCUGUGCAGUCCAGCCUAUUUGCUUUAACUCAGGCCACUUGUACCACUGAGAAGUGAGGAUUUUUUCCAUCUAUUUCUCAGAUGCGUUUGACUUCAGUUUCCUCCAGCACGCACUGCACCUGCUAUCCCUGGGUUCAUGCAGAGACUGCCUACUUACCAUGCUUUUGCUCUAAGUCCUUCCUGCUUGUCCCCUUUGUCCCGCCGUUGCUCAGUUCUGUUUCAGGUUUAUUCCAGUGAGCACUGUCCCUAAAACUCUUGGUAUGGAAACCAAGCAGGUGGUACUGAGGGGACCUACUCGAGGGGCUCGGAGAGGCUGGAGGCCAGGCCUCAGUCUCUGUGGCCCUAGUGCUGUUUGCUGCCUCGGAGGUGCAGUUGGAAAGCACUGCUCCAGGUACGGCACUGUCUGGCUGCUAACAGCUUCUGGUUUACAGACAGCAGCCCGUCGGCCGUGCCUCCUCCCAUGUGGGCACAUGCUGCUGCAGCAUCCCUGCGCUGCUGUUUCUGUUGGGUGAGAAGGCCUUCGGUUUGACAAAGAACUGGGGGGCAGGAGGAAGGGAUCCCUGGGCAUGGAGAACAGAGCUCUAAUCCCGUUGCAGAUAACAUCAUGUCUGUAGGCUAGGCUUGUGUGUGUUUGGGGGAGCUGGAGGGGCAGAGAUUGUUAGGCAGUAUUUGUUUGUAAAGCCACUUGCUCUGAAGAUAAUGCUUGCACUAACUUCUAUUGAGGGAGCAGUGUGAGUCCCCACAAAGUCCUUUCCCAAAGUGUCUUUGAAGCCAAGAACCCAUUGAAAGGAAGAAAGGCCAAGAGAGGGGAUUAGUUUGUUCAGCAGCUGUGAAUUUCAGUGGGAGGCUGAUGAACUCCAAAGUCUUUGUUGAGAUUUUUUUUGUAAGGAGCCCUGCUGGAGGGAGAGACCCACACGGGGGCCGCGGCCUUAGACAAGAAGGAAUCCGAAGCGGCAGGGAGCUGUAAACGGGCCACAAGGACUUUUCCCAAACACUUUUCGGAAAAGGUGUUGUGAAGAGAGCGGAGGGGGAUUAGCAUGUGAAAUGACACUUUCCAUUGACUCCACAGAGGGGAGGGGAAUAGGGCUGGCUGGCUGAUUUAUUAGCAUUUUGUUCCCUUCUCUUUUCUGCUCCCCCAGCAGCCCCCCUCCCCUUGCUCCCCUCCUCCUUGAGCCCUCUAAAGAGGUUUGGAUUGGAAAAGGGAGCGGGGGGCUGCCUGUUUGUGUGUCAUCUGGGCGAAGGUGACCACCUGGGAAGCUGAAUGUAAAUAUUUCUCCUCUGAGGAAUGCGCCUUCAUUAAAGCGAAAUGAAUACAUGGAAGCAUCCAAUCCUGCCACACAAUGGCAGCAGUGCCUUUACUGCCUAGGGCUGCUUUUGCUGGGGAGGGGGACCCCUCCGGGCCCCGACCCGCUGCUGAGGUCAGCACAUUUUGCAGCUGCGGUGUCGCCAUUUUGUCCCAGAGAAAGAAGCAUGCGGCGGUGGGGCCCCUGCUACUAAUGCUCCCUGUGUGCCCCCUCGCUCCAGCAGGCCUGGGGAAGGAUGGGGACGCUGUUCCCCUUCGCCAACAGGCAUCACCCUGCCCGGUGGGCGCAUCCUGGCCUGCGCCACAGUCUUCACAGGGCACUUGUGUGGGGCAAUAGCACACGCAGGGGAGGGAAGGAAACAGCUUCCACAGCUUCCCCUUUUCUUGCUUUUGAAGCUGGCUGUGGAGUGGGGGAGCACGGAGGGACAGCGGGUAGAAGCUGUCCUCUGCCUUGCGGUUGUCCUCAAGCUAGCCUGUGCUGGAGCUUUCCUCUGCUAGGUGACAGGCUCUCUGCAGCUCUUUGCUUUCCUGCCCAAGGAUGUGUCCCCACCCCAGGGAGCAGGGCAAGGUGGUGGAGGAACUGCUGCCAGAGAUGCAAGGGAGACCUGGGGCAAGGUCCUUGUGUUAACAGGAACUUUGUGCAUACAGCUGGUGGCUUGUGUCUGGAGUAGAAGUGUUUCAGCUUUUCCUGAGAAUUGGCCAAGAUAUUUUUUUUUCAGUUUUUGAACUGCCAGAUUCUUGCUUGACAUGAAUACUCUUGCUCUGGUGGGACCUCAGCUUGCCCUAGGUCUGAAUUCCCACCCCCAUCAAAGUAGCCCUGAGAUGAAGGGGAUAUUUUAUAACUGAGACACACAUACAGACUGCUGAGUGUCUUUAGUGUGUCACCUCUGAAAUGGGCACUUGGGCCCCUAUCUGCUCCCCUCUCACCUCCUUUUCUUCUCACAGCUGCACCACAGUUUGAGCUUGCCUGAGGCUGCAUCCAAGAGAGCAAACCCUUUCCUGUCAUGGUAGGGGUGGAGGUGGAGGGAACUGGUCAGCUCUCCUUGUGAUAAACAGAUGAGUAAGUGGCUGUGUUGUAGUCUCCAGAACUAUAACUACAUACAUCUGCACAUGCAAUUGGACAAACAAAACACCCAACACAACAGCAUUUUGCAAGCACUUAGCUACUGAUUUAUUGCAUUGGCUAUUGGUUUACAAAUAUUGUCUACAAGACAGAUCUGAUGGCCAGUAACUUAGCUCUGCUGGCUUCUCGUCUGUCUAAAGGACACUUCAAACAGCAAAGUUGAGUAUAAAUUCAUAGCCUGAGGGAGAUCACUUUGAUGGUGCAGAGUCUUCUCAGAUCCUGCUUCUGAUAGCCUCUUCCCUGCCUACCUCAGCCAUGGCAAGGGAACAGAGAUGAAUCAAGCAAAUCUUCCUGCUGCUUGCUUAGCCUAUAGAGUAUAUACAAUAUGCCGUGGAGGAAAAAAUGUUAUGUAUACAUCACAGUAACUGUGCAAUAAAUUAAACUU